GAUAGUCUCGUUAACACGUGAGAAAAUUUCAGUGUAUGGAAGAGGGUGAAAGAAGGAGAAAACCGAGAGAGAGAGAGAGAGAGAGAGAGGCGCUGCAGAAAAUCCGCGGAGGAGACGCUUUGAAGGAGAGAGUGGAGGAGAAGGAGAAAGAGUAAGAGAAAGAGAGAGAGAGAGAGAGAGAGAGAGAGAGAAAGCGAGCUGGACCUGGGGGAAACUGCGGAGGUCCUAAUGAGGGAAUGCCGAAAAGGAGAGUGCACAUACGGCCAGAGCACCAGACAUGAGUCCGAGGUGGCGGACUGAAGACGAUGCUGGGUGCCAUGGAAGUUCCAAGUCAUGCUAGGGAUCUCCUCCUGCAGCUCAACAGCCAGCGUACCAAGGGCUUCCUGUGUGAUGUUAUCAUUGUGGUGCAAAACGCCCUCUUCAGAGCUCACAAGAACAUUCUGGCUGCCAGCAGCCUCUACUUGAAAUCUUUGGUGGUCCAUGACAAUCUCAUCAACCUCGACCACGAGAUGGUGAGUCCAGGGGUCUUCAGGGUCAUUCUGGACUACAUAUACACAGGCCGCCUUAGCGAUGGAGACCCCACUUCCCCCACUGAACCCAAUCUGGGGGCUGUCCUGGCAGCAGCCAGCUACCUUCAGCUGCUUGACUUAGUGGCUUUGUGCAAAAAGAAGCUGAAAAGAAAUGGCAAGUACCCGCCCCGCCCAGGCCCUGCAUUUCUCCCGUACCCAAAGAUGGGGCCCAAUAGUAUGGGUUUAGGGAGUGGUGGCAGGUAUAGGGUUUCUACUCCUGUCAUUCAGUCCUGCCCUCCUGGAGGAAUUCUGAACAACCAUGCGAUCCGUGGACCCGAGGAGAUACUCCCCCAUCGACUGGCCCUUCAUGCAGGAGAGCUGUAUGCCCCCACCUCCACCCAGGGCUCUCAGGUGUUCCCGCCCCUGCAGUCAGCUCUUCCUGCCCAGCUCGGUCGCCCAGCCCACCCUGACAGGAACUGCUCCCCCAACUAUGGCCUUGAUCUCUCAAAGAAAAGCCCCAACUCCCAGUCCCAGCACACGCCCUCUCACUCACAUCUGGCAAACACUCAUGACGAUGAACGAGACGGGACUCUGAGUGGCCGCACCAGUCCCAUGCAGGGCACGAAUGGACGGGCCUUCCCCUCAGAAAAAAUGGAGUCGACCGACCAGGCAAGCUCACUCACUCCUCCACCUUUCCCCCAUCUCAACCAGCCUCUCGCCCCGCACCUCCCUCACCUGCAUCGCUCAGGCUCCCAGGGCACAGAUCGCUACCCGUGCCCCCCGAGCCCUGACACCCCCACAGAAAGCGGAGAGACGGGCAGAGAAAUGGGGAACAUCUACCGCUGGGUGAAACACGAGCCGCUCUCAUACACAGCUGAAGAUGACGACGAGGAUGAGGAUGAGGAGGAAGGGGGCGAAAAUGGAGACCAGCAUCACAACCACCACAAGACGGGAGAGGAGAGCGAAGGAGCAGACGACAAGAGCGGGUCGGGCACAGAGGAGACGGGCAGCAGUGAAGGCCGGCCGUCCCCUCCUGGCCCCAUGGGGAGGUUCCACGUACCGUAUGAGCCAGAGAGCUUCGGGGACAAUCUGUAUGUCUGCAUCCCCUGCGACAAAGGCUUCCCGAGCUCAGAGCAGCUCAACGCACACGUGGAGACUCACACAGAAGAAGAGCUGUACGGCAACUCCGGUGGGGAGAUGGGAAACAGCAAUAACAGCAGUAACAAAAACAUGAGCAGCAACACAAACGGCUAUGGGAGCCUGAACAGCAGCAACAGUUUGUCCCAUCUGGAGUCCAAGUCCAGCCAAGGGUUGGGCUCAGGGGGCAUCGGGGAGAUGAUCCGACCCUACCGCUGCUCCUCCUGCGAAAAGUCCUACAAGGAUCCAGCCACGUUGCGGCAGCAUGAGAAGACCCACUGGCUGACCCGGCCGUACCCCUGCAGCAUCUGUGGCAAGAAGUUCACGCAGCGCGGCACCAUGACGCGCCACAUGCGUAGCCACCUGGGCCUCAAACCUUUUGCCUGCGACUCCUGUGGCAUGCGCUUCACCCGGCAGUAUCGCCUCACCGAGCACAUGCGCAUCCACUCAGGGGAGAAGCCCUAUGAAUGUCAGGUGUGUGGAGGAAAGUUCGCUCAGCAGCGCAACCUCAUCAGCCACAUGAAGAUGCACAGCGGUGGAGGGACCCCGGGGGGCCUGACCACAGAUGGGAAACUGAAGCUGGACUUUAACGAGGGCAUCUAUCCUCUGAGUAAAUACGCAGCGGAGCAUCUGGGGCUGAAGCCAGAGAAGGCCAACGAGCUUCUCAUCCAGGCCCAGCAGCAACUGGUAGCUGACGCGAAGGCCAUCGAAAGCCUCUACCCGCUGUCCAAACUGGCCUCGGAGCACCUGGGCCUCUCCCACGACAAGAUGGAUGUCCUGGGCCAGCCCCUCCCCCCUCCCCAACAGGCCCUCUCUGAAGCCCGCACCAUUGACCGCUACUCACCCAGCUAAGACCACAUGACCUUUAUAAAUGGCCAUCACCAGUAGGUCUGUGUGCACACACAACUUUGCAGUAUUCAGAAGCCAUUCACCUCAACUCAGUAUCUUCUCUGCACCUCAGACUCAGGCCAAAAGGAAUUGGUCUGUUGAUGCACACCAAAAAAAACAAGAAAAACCAAACAAAACACGUGUAGACUGUAAGUGCCUUCCUAUGCAUCUAAUGUAUCUUAAAAUCUGCUAUUCUGUGACCAAGGGACACUCGAUCAAAGAAGUACAGUAUUUAUGUACAAGUGUAGGCAAACAAACAUAAAAAAAAAACAAAAAACACAGCAAUUGAGCCAAAGUUGCAAAUUGAAAACCAAAAUGAAAUUGUUUUAUUUAUUUUUGUAUUGUGGUGAAAUCCAAAGAGAAACUGUUGCAAGGAAACGUUGCAAUCUGACCCUAAACCUGUGUACAAAAGCUUGUGUACAAAAAAAAGAAGAAGAAAAAAGCACAUAAAGGACAAGAUUCAGGGUUUUGGUCCAGACCUGAACGGAACUUUUUUUUUUUUUUUUUUUUUUUUUUUACCAAAAGAAUAAGCCAACUCUUCUGGACUUUAAAGUAAUGGGAGGAUUGUAUUUUUUCCCCCUUUUUUUUCUCUGUUUUUGGGGUACUGGACAGUUUAUGUAUCUCAUUCUCCAGCUUCUUCUCCAAAUCACGCUCCUGCUGAGGAAAUGACUGAACGAGCAGCGUUUUGGUAAAGUCUCCUCUGCUUUAUUUUCUCCACACUUGUUUGAAAGUAGCCCACUCCCCCUGCAUAUUUGUGCGGAUAAAGGCUCAUGCUAUGUGACAGUAAUGGUAGCUUAAUCAGCCUUACACUCAGCGUGCAGCCCUUCUUGAGCUAUAACUUCCUUUGCAUUUCGACUAACAUCCCUCAGCCUUGUUAUUGAGACGCUGCAAGCUCAGCCCUGUGAUCUCAUAACUGGGACAUGAUUGCACAUACCCGACUGAUGACACACUAAUCCCUGUUCACGAUGAGUGUAGCUUCAUCUCAUGGCUUAGACGAAGCAGGGGUGUUGCCUCUGACAUUGUGUAAUAUUUACAAUGGUUGGAGUCGGAGGGGGCACGGACCAGGUCAGAGGUAGUGACACAGAAAUCUGUCAUUUUCUGUCAAGAGCUGUUACUCCACUCGCAGCAUGCUGAUGAUUCAUGACGUUGCGGCGGCAGUCAGAUGCCGCUCCGCUGUCCGACCUCUCAUCUGACCUCCCUCACCCCUGUAGUUUGUAGCCUGGGAGCCGUGCUACUGUUGACAGGCCAGAGCGAGUGCUGCACUCAGCCCCUUCGCCUUAAACGCGCUCCACACACACCACACGCAUUUACACCCCUCUCCGCACACACACAAGCGAGCUGCUAAUCUGUCCGCGAUAUGAACAUUAGAAGGGGUUUGUGGGUCUUCCCAGGAAGCCGGCGGGCGAGCAAGCGCACCCCAGCUGCUGCGCCUCGGUAAUCCCUGUGAAAUCUCACUUUCUCCUGGACAAUUCGCACUGCUCGCCGGCAUGAUGUCCCAUUUCAUGCCUGCCAUCUUACCCCUCUGAUCCACUUAUUAACAUCGCAUCCGAGCCCGAGCAAAUGUCUCCCGGCUCCUCGCCUCCCUUUUCUCCCUGCUGCUGGUAUCGAAUGCGGAAAACAAAGAAUGACAUAUUUCUGUGUCGGCUGACCAGCGGCUCCUCCAGCUUGAAAACAAAAGAGCACUUAAAGGUUGCGGGUAGACGGCACAUUUUUCUCUUUCAGUGUUUAUUCCAAAAAACCAUGCUGGCCUUUUCUUUUCUCUUUUUUUUCUUUUCUUUUUCCACUUUUCUGGUCCUUGAUUCAGAUUAGAAAUGUCUGACCACUAUAGUGCCAAUGCCAACCUCAGUGGGUGAAUGUGAAGACUAAAGCCAUAAAUACACUGUGAUAGACGUAGUGAAUCUUAAAGGCUUCUUAAAGAAAAAAACAGAGACAAUGUGCCUGACUUUUUGGGAUUGUUUUUCUUUUUUUUUUUUUAUAUAUAUAUAUAUAUAUAACAAUAAUUUAAGGGCUUCUUAAUUCUCUGUAGCAUAUGAUCAUAUCAAACAUGUUGUUUUCUGUCACUUACUUUUCUUUUAUUUUUUGGGAUUUUUUAACUGAAAGCAGCGCACGUGAAACUGGUGCUUACCUCAGGACUGAACCCAGCAUGGGGACGCUAAGCUUUACUAAACCUUUGAAUAACAAACACACGUGCACACACAAACACAAACACAAACACACACACACACACACAC
Messenger RNA from Acanthopagrus latus (yellowfin seabream), 4765 nucleotides. RefSeq names its product hypermethylated in cancer 1 (gene hic1). The transcript has 2 exons. NCBI's taxonomy places the organism in Eukaryota, Metazoa, Chordata, Actinopteri, Spariformes, Sparidae. Gene Ontology annotation, biological process: regulation of transcription by RNA polymerase II. Bases 306 to 2498 code for a protein of 730 amino acids. Gene Ontology annotation, molecular function: DNA-binding transcription factor activity, RNA polymerase II-specific; protein binding; RNA polymerase II cis-regulatory region sequence-specific DNA binding. The record is from RefSeq and is a predicted model, not a curated record. Gene Ontology annotation, cellular component: nucleus.